Messenger RNA from Brassica napus (rape), 12476 nucleotides. RefSeq lists its product as uncharacterized. The transcript is spliced from 6 exons. NCBI's taxonomy places the organism in Eukaryota, Viridiplantae, Streptophyta, Magnoliopsida, Brassicales, Brassicaceae. The record is from RefSeq and is a predicted model, not a curated record. Bases 4390 to 5298 code for a protein of 302 amino acids.
AUACUUGGUUCAUUUAAAAAGUUAAAGACACGUUAAAUUAGUCAAAAAAAUGUCUAUGGAAUUAGCCCAUUAGUUAAAAACAAUAUAGUUUGCUCAAUAACAAAAUUAAGCCCACAUUUUUUUUCCGGGAGGUCAACUACUUUAACGUGUCUAAAAUAAAUUAACCACUAUAAUUUAUUUUCGUCUUCUCUUUCGGUCGUUCUGUGGAAUCAAAACAAAAUUGGCAUCAAUCUUUAUCCAUCCUUUCGAUUUUAUCAAGGUUUCGAUGAUCAAAUUUCGGUCGUUCUGUGGAAUACAACAUCAAAUUUGAGCUCUCCAUCAAGGGAUGCAAACGCCGUUCUGCAAAGUUUCUUCUUCCUUUCUUCUUUUUUUUUUUGCGAAUGAAAAAUCGACAUCAAGGGAUCAAUUCACCGAAUCAAAACCGUUCAAUCUAUCACCAAAGUCAAUCGAUCUUCUAUUUUGAGAUAUCACCGAGGGGAGAAGGGAUUGCAAUGGAAAAGAUAAGUUUACUCGCUUUUAUAUAUAUUUUUUUAAAAUUAGGUCGUUCUAUUAACUUGUAUAAUCAGCAUUGAGAACCCUUUGUUUAUGUUAUUGAAUAAUGGAGUUUUUAUUUUUUCUGGACAGGUAGCAAUAAGUUUAAUCUUAUAAAGACAUAAUCAGGGUAGAAAACAAACCUGAGAAAACAUAAUCAAAAAGUUAUUGCAGAAGAUUGGAUAAAGGAGAUACUGCAAAUUAUUUAUUGGAAUAGUACACAAAACCAAGUUCAAAAAUUAAGGUACCCGACAUGCCUGCAUCGCAAAACAACAGAAGCUCUAAGGGAGAUAGAAUUGUAGCAGUAUAUAAGACACGUCAUGGUAAAAUCACAGACUAUUUGGUUAGUAUUUUUAUCACUAUGGCAGUAUAUAAGAUAUACAUCUAUGUUGUCUAUCAAAAGUGGACAUUUCUGAAUCUCUUGGCAUAUCUCUGUUAUUUGAGUUUGGCAUAUUAGAGAUUGGUGUGUGUUGUAUUUCAAAUGUGAGCUGACUUGGACAUGAUACAGUGUAGAUAGCUGAGAUUCCUGCAGAAUAAAAUGAAUUAGUUAAUGAAAGUAAAAACGUAUAGGCAUAGAAGACACUCUUUUGUUUUAUCUUUGAAUACUCUGGUAGUAAAGAAGAUGUACAUUUAGUUAACUGACUCCUUUUCUUUUGAUUAGGACUAUCUUUGCUUUCUUUAUAAGGAAACACUACACAUUUAACAACGCAUAUGUGAGUUGAAUGGAGUAAUAAACUUAGAACAUCAACAUAGGCAUAGUUUAGCAUAGAUAUCUACCUAGCUUGUUUUUAGGUUUAGACAUUGUUACUCGUGAGUGAGACAUUUAUGGGUAGUUUUUACUGGUAACAUCAUUCAAUAGUCUUGCAAAAACUGUACUCAAGGAGACAUCUUUAGUAUGGGAGGAAACGCGGAUUCUUUGUUUAGACCAUGAUUGUGAAGGUUUCCAACGACCAUCAGCUCCAAGUGGAGCAACAUGCUUUCUUUUCAUAGGAUAUUGGUGUAUCAUGAAGUAACAAAUGCUCGUUGGGUUUCAAAAAUGGAUUCCAACUACAGCACAUGUCAAGUAAGUUUCCACCUCUCUCUCACGCGUUGUAUAGUAAACACAUUUAAAUAUGAAUAAGAGCUUGAUCAUUUUGAAUACACUUAAGAAAUGAAUGACAUCUCUAUAAAGACUCAUAUUUAUUAAAAAUCAUCUUUAUUAGAACUCAUGAUUAUUGAAAAACCACUAAAAUCCCAGACUGAAAAGAAACAUAUAAUAGAAAAAUAAGAAAACAUGCAACCAAAUCCAUAAACCCACGCAUCCUUUAACUACUCCUCCACAUUCUUUUCCACUUUGAUUAUCUUAGAGCAUUGUUUCUUUGAAGUAGAAGACAGGUCAUCAACUUCAUUGUCUCCUUUUCGUUUAGACAGUGGAGUAGAAGAUAAACAUGUGUUAUCUUCACUUUCAAUGGUGAUGUAAGAUACCUGAAACAAAGAUCAUAUAAGAACAUUAAGUUCACCAAUACAAAAAUGCUUAAUCUUAUAUAUUAAAAAACAGAAAACAAAAAAUUACAAACCUUUCCUGAUGAACGAUUAUAUGAAACAACAUUAGUCAAUGUAUCUUCAGUAUUCUCUUCGUCAGACUCAGAUAUUAUUUCAUCAGCAGACCAAGUCUUGCCAAUGCUAAAUAUAUGAGAUCCAUAGUCAACAUUGUCUUUGCUCACAUAAACACCAAAUUUGAAAAUCUUUCCAAUUAACUCGUUAAUAGAGUCAGGUAUAUCUUCAGGAUCCUCAACCUAAAUAGUAAUAUAUAUACAACAUUAUAAAAACAAAAAACAAAAACAAUAAUAUAACAGUGUAAAGAUACCUUAUUGAUACCUCUUCUAGAGAACUAUCUAAGAGCACUUCAGCACUUACUCCAACAAUAGGUUCAACAAUAGUAUCAAGCAAUAUCACCUUAGUUUCACCAGUGUCAUCCUUUAUUAAUGGAUGCAGCUGAAACCGAAAUCAUAAAUAAAAUAGGUAAGUCAAAUAGAUUAUAAGCAUUUUCGGGCUUUUAAGAUGUAAGGAAUAUACUUAGGUGCAACAUUGGUAACUUCAUGUUUGCAUGAAUCGCAAUACCACAAAUAUUUCACAGGCAAAAUAUCCUUCUUAGCAAUGUUGGUCACCUUCUUGAAGUGACACUUAACACAACCAAAAUAAUAUCAUGCCCAGUAUGUAUCUAUUGCAUACAAUGUUCCCUUAACAAUGCAUUUUUCAAUCUAUAGAAAUAAUAUUAGUGUUAGUAAAUGCCUAGACUGGUUUGCUAAAUUUAGGGAUUAAAAAAUGAACCUCAGUUGCCAUUAUGAUAUCCAAGACUGUUCUAUCUAGAUAAACAAACCACUUAUCUUGUUGGCGUUUGUUCCCUUUAGGUUUUACAACCUCACCAGUACUAGUUGUGAGAGCAAGCUCAUCAUUUGGCAUCCUAAAUCACAAAAAAAAACUUUGCAUAAGGACGUUUAAAAAAGGUAGUUAUGAGAUUAGAAUAAAACGUACAGUCUUUGAUAAUCUUGCACAUCAAAUCCAGGUGGAUUGAUCUCCAGAGUUGAAGUUUCAAAUGAAUUUGUUAUCUGAACUUGUCCUACAUCAAACCAAAUAAAUUAUCGCAAUGAAUGAAAAUCCUAUUUUAAAUAUAUACUUUUCAUAUGUUUAGUAAAUAUCUUACCCUUGUAAACAUUGAUUUUAGCAAACCUCAGUAAGCCGAGAAAAUUUUGAUUCACUUGACCAACUUUGUAUGCAUACAAAAGGUGCUCAGCAAAACGACCCCAAAGACAACAUGCGAUUUGGUGAUUACUGAUAGUAUAUGAAAAAUAUAAAGAUUAUUACACCAUGUUUUGAUAUAUAUGAAAUGUCUGUAUGUGGAGAGGUGAUUCAAAUAAACUUACUUUGUAUCUGUCAAGGUAAGCUCCAGCUUCUUGGUUUCUUUACCUUACACUGGCACGACCUGCAUUUCCCCAAUAUCUAUGGCUUGACCAAUAACAUCUACAAACAUAUGAACAAAACCCUAAGAUUAGUUUAUAUAAAGAGAAGCAUAUACAUUUUCAACGAAAGCAAUUAUGAAAUACCAAUAAGAAAAUUGAGUCAAGUGCUCAGGUACUCUUAAUGAGGGAAAAAGUGAUCUAGCGUACUCUCAUGUAAUCCGCCAUACUCUUAUCUGUUUUCCUACUCUUCAACUCGAUGGUCAAAGUCGAAAGUGCCCCUCUCUACUUGACCAAUGAAAACCCUCUCUACUUGACCAAUCAAAACGCUCCUUUACUUGACCAAUCAAAAAAAGCGUGGUUUAUCUCUCUCUCCUGUCCAGGUGGAUUUUCUUAAUUAGUUUUAAUUUUUCUCUCUCCUCCCUAAUUGUCUCUCUUGACGGACGGCGAAGAAAGCGAAUGAAAGCUAGAGCGAUCAUUCGGAGUUUCUAUUGUAAGGGAGAUUGCGGCGAGCGUGGGUGCUGUAAUUGACCCCCAACCCAGGUCAGAUAAACUUCAGUUAAAGCAUUGUCUUGCUCUGUAUUUUAUAACUCAAUCCCAUCAUAGUGGACUCGAAUGAAUGAACUCAAUGCGGCUCGUUAGGUUGGGAUUUUUAGACAGUAGAUUUCGAAUAUAUGGGUCUUUGUGUUGUUAAUUGAGAGCUGUAUGGUGUGUUUGUAAUCAAAGUCAACAAGAAAUGUCGGGAAUCAAAGCUGAAAUCCAGAAUUAAAAGGGUGAAACUGGUAGACAAUAAAAGUGUAAAUAGGUGAAACUUUACUGUUGAGAAAAAGUGUAAACAAGUAUAAUUUAGUAGGACUUUAAUAGCAAAACUGUAUAACUAGGAUUAACUUUAAUUGUAUACUUUUAUUUGGUACAACAGAUAAUGGGUUAUUCUUCUACAAACAUACACUUUGACUAUGAUGGACAAUAUGCGAAAUCUGGAGAUGAUUAUGAAUGGAUUCCAAGCGAUGGUCGUUUGUAUGGUAUAUCCUUUAAGACAUCAUCAUUGGAUGAGAUCACUUAUUCCUGUUUGAAGGAGAGGAUAUGCAAGAAGAAGAGCAUAGAUCCGUGUUUAAAGAGGAUGAAUCUGAGUUACAUUCCACUGGUAGUAGAACCUAAGAGGCAAUCAUAUAUUUUGGAUGAUGAAGAUGUGUAUGUGUAUCUGACAUCAGUGGAUAAAGAGGGAAGAAGAAGUAUUUUGCAUGUAGAGGUCAUCGAAGAUAUGGAAAUAGUUCUAGUAAUGGAGCAACAAUCAGUAGUUGAGAAAGAAAGCUCAUAUGGUGGGAACUAUAGUGAGCUUGCGAGUGGAUUACCCGAAGUUGAAGGUAAUCAGGGUGCACUCACUCUAUUUCCUCGCAUUGAAGAAGCAGAACUAUAUCUGCCGGGGGCUGAACGGGUGGAGAAUGUUGUUAUAAAUGGAGAAGCCGACGAAAGGGGCAUUAAUGUUGUUAAUGGAGAAGCCGGCGAAGGGGGCAUUAAUGUUGUUAAUGGACAAGCCGGCGAAGGGGGCGUGGACAGUGAGGGAGACGUGGAUAACUCUAUGGGUGUUCGUCCUAGUUCGUACUAUGUUGAGCUCCCACGUGUUGCAAAAGAAAAUCCAGUGGUUAAAGAGUGGGAAGAUGGUUUGGGUCUUCAGUUGUUUCAAGAAUUUGAGAGUAAAGAAGCUGUGAAAGAUAUUAUUGAUAGAGCAUCACAGGAGAACUGUUUCGGAAUCAGUAUUUGCAACUCGGACAGGGGUCGAUAUGUGGUGAAAUGUCGGGGAGCUGAUGAAGGUUGUAAAUGGAGUGUGUGAGCAACAAAGAUAAAUAAUUCUGAAGCGUUCUCGAUUAGAACAUACAGGAAUAUGCAUUCAUGCUCUCGCGUAACUUUAAGUACUGGAAAUAAAAGGAAAGUUACACCAAGAUGUGUUGCAGCUAUAGUGCACAAGGAUUAUCCGGGACUAUAUGAGACACCAACAGCGAAAAUCCUGGCCGGUCUGGUGCAAAGGAAAGGCUAUUGGAUAAUGGUGAAAGUUUGGAUCCUGAGCCAUGGCAAUAAUUAAACAACCACCUUCAAUAGUCUUCAGGAAAGUUGCAUCCACAGUGAUGACUUUCCUCAUGUAUUCAAACCCUUCAAUGGAGGCUCCCAGCGCAACAAAUAGGUAUCUGAACCGGUUGUCUUUAUCCACUACCAAACUUGUUUUUGUAUCCGGGUUCGCCUUCUCUAACAUAUACAAAUAAGCAGGCAAUAUUCUAUAUCCCUUCUCGGGAUCACCAUGAAUAUCCGCAACAGCUAGUUUUUUUCCUCUCAAACAUGUCGUAUACGACGCUGAAAACUGUUAUACCGGAUUCGACGGAAUUGGUGUUUGUUUCAGACAUAAAUCCAAGUCUGAUAAAAGCUGUUGCUGAAGUGUAUCCGAUGUCUAAACAUGGGUAUUGUAUCUGGCAUAUAUCACACAAUGUGAAAGGUCAUGUCAAUCAUGGCAGGGACGAGGUUGCACUACUAUUCCGAAAGGUUGCAUGUCUUUAUUCAGAGCCUGAGUUUAAAAAGCAGUAUGACGAUUUUAGGGAGAGGUAUCCAUCGUGUGCUAGGUAUCUUGAUAAAAGUGUCGAAGUCGAACGGUGGGCGAAGUGUCAUUUCCCCGGUGCUAGGUACAACAUAGACACCUCUAAUUGUGCGGAGUCUUUGAAUGCGGUAUUUGAAAAGGCGCAAAGGAUGUCUUUAUUGCCUAUGAUUGAUACAGUUAUUGAGAAAAUGUCUGAGUGGUUCAACAGACAUAGGAAGGAUGCAGCAGAAGGACCGUCAUCUCGAAAAUUGGUUCCUUUGGUGGAGAACAAAUUGCAUAACAAAACACCGAAAGGUUCUAAACUUACAGUGACUCCGCUGAACACUUUUCAGCUUGAAUACAGUGUUAUUUGAGCAGACGGGAAGACUUAUUCCGUGGAUUUGCAACAUAAAACGUGCAGUUGCAGGAAGUUUGAUAUAGAUAAAUACCCAUGUAGACAUGCAAUAGGCGCUAUCAUUAAGUGUUUGAAGCAUGAUAGACCAUUACAGUUGAGUGACAUGUACGAUUUCAUUUCGAAAUAUUACUUCAUUACACUGUGGGCCAAAGCGUAUCGAAGGACUAUAUAUCCACUCCCUCAUAUAACUCAUUGGAUGGUUCCAAAAGAAGUCGCGGCGGCGAAGUGUCCUCUACCUCCAGACUACAAGAAAAGAAAGGGAAGACAUCAGGAAAAAAGGCAUCCUUCGGCGGGAGAAAGUUGGCCCCGUCCCCGUCCUAAUAAGUAUAUCCCGAAUAGGGGUCUGGCUAGCUAUUUCAACUGCUCGCAGGGAACUGAAGGAACUGAAGGAACUGAAGGAGCUGAAGGAACUGAAGGAGCUGAAGGAACUGAAGGAACUGAAGGAGCUGAAGGAGCUGAAGGAACUGAAGGAACAGAAGGAACUGAAGGACCUGAAGGGACUCAAGGAACACAAAGCACUCAAGGAACUGAAGGACCUGAAGGAACAGAAGGAACUGAAGUGUUAUAUGAAUGUGAACCUUAGUGAAACCUGAUUAAAGUGAUUUCGUUUUAUGUUUGUAAAACUUGGUGAAACUUUCGUUAUGUAACCUUUCGUUAGUUGAUGAUUUAUAUUACAGUUGCGAUGACAUAACUUAUCCAUGUUCUAGGAAGAUGACGUGAUGUAUUCAACAUGUUGUGAAAUCCGAAAAAACUUCGAGUGAAAAAAUUAUAAUCUGGAACACAUUUUCUGUCGAAUGGGAAGGGAAUACAUCAUUGUUAGCUAUAUUUUUUGUAUACACUACCUCGUGGGAUUAGAAAAGUUACAUAUGUCACGAAAUCAAAUUUUAUUCUACAUGAGCACAUCUAAAACGUUGAUAGAAAAUAGAAUAUAUCAGGUAUAACCAUAAAAUCAAUCAUCUAAGUACAGUAAAACCAACAAAAUCGGAAAAAACAGAAAAGUAAAACUUUAAAGGUUUUUGUAUAACUACAAACUAAGUGAAACUAUAAGCACGAAAAUCCUUCACCAAAAAAUCCCGCCCCAAUUUUUUGAAUUUUCCCACCCAUUUUUUCGAUUUUUGACUUUCCACAAAAUCGAUGCGGAGGCGACGUAGACGUGUAUUAAACCCGCCAUUUACCUCAGCCAAUCUCUCUCUCUACUAUUCAAUCGCUCUCUAGAUUUCUCUCUACAAUCGGUCCCUCUUCUUUCUAGAUUUUUAGGUUACUCAAAAUCAUGACUCAUCCAGACAAGGAGUAUAGGCAGAUGAAGGCUUGGAAGAGAGACACCAACAUGCUUGGCUGCGUGGCGGAUGCCGAGUGUGGGAUUCCGACCAGAUGCCCUUGUGGGGGGACAAUCAUCAACGAGGUGUCUCGGAACCUGAAGUAUCCAACCGAUUUUGAUACUUUACCGGGGAGAAAAUACUUCACUUGCAAAAAUUAUGAGGUAAUCUAUGAAAAACGCCCAGAUUUUUUAUUUAUACUUUCGGGUUUUGAUACAUUCCCGUUUUACGUCUAGAAUGAUGGCUUCCAUUUCCGUUAACCAUGGGUCUUCGGAGUCCAGGAAGAGGUUGAAAUGUUAAGGAAGCGUGUGGAUGCGAUGGCUGCAGAGAUUGCUGAACUGAAGUAUAAUCUAACCCGUCAGAAUCCCACCACUCCAUGAGAUGCGUCCGGUCCAUGACAUUACUCUACUAUCUGUUGUUGUUGUUUGCUUGAGAUUAUGUUCUUAUGUUGUUGUUGUUUGCUUGAGAUUCUGAUUAACUAAGACUCUUCGUAUUUACUAAAGUUUCCCUAUUCUCCCUCAUUCACGAUCUACGAAAUAUCAUAAAUUAACGAAGUUACACUAAGUUGAAAGUGAAACUUACUAAAGUUUCCCUAUUCUCCCUCUUUCACGAUCUACGAAAUAUCAUAAAUUCACGAUGUUACACUAAGUUGAAAGUGAAACUUACUAAAGUUUCCCUAUUCUCCCUCAUUCACGAUCUACGAAAUAUCAUAAAUUAACGAAGUUACACUAAGUUGAAAGUGAAACUUACUAAAGUUUCCCUAUUCUCCCUCUUUCACGAUCUACGAAAUAUCAUAAAUUCACGAAGUUACACUAAGUUGAAAGUGAAACUUACUAAAGUUUCCCAAUAUAUAACAUAAGUCUUAAAUACCAGUCUUCAACAUGAAUAUCCUUCAACAUCAAACAAGAAAGUCAUACAAACUGAAUAGAGUUCAUCCACAUUAAAACAACCACAUACGGAAUUCACUCGAUCUUCUUACCUACUUUCUUUGUCUUCGGCUUCUUCUGCUUCUUCUUAGCUGGUGCCUUCUUUUUAGCUGCUGCCUUCUUCUUAGCUGCCUCCUUUUCAGCUGCUGCCUCGUUCUCAGCUGCUGCCUCCUUCUCAGCAGCUGCCUUCUUCUUAGCUGCCGCAGCUGCCUUCUUCUUAGCUGCCGCAGCUGCCUUCUUCUCAGCUGCUGCCUCCUUCUCAGCAGCUGCCUUCUGCUGCUUUGCACCUCUGGUCCUCUUCUCUGCUGUCUUCUCCUCUGCUGCCCUGCUUCUUAGCUGAAUGGGACUCCUCACAUUAUCACCACGCUCCACCUUAACCUUUUUUACAGGAACUGCUUCUUUGCCAUCAUCUUUUCUCGACCUCUAUUUUUUCGUGUUUACAGACUCUGCUGCCUUAGUCUUUAAUUUUUUCUCGGCCUCCAUAGCAUGUGCAUACUUCUCCGCAUCAUCACCAUCCAUGUCAACAUCACCAUAUUCCCUCUGCACAUUCUUUGAAAUAUCGAGAAUGGCAUCUUCAACAUUAUUGUCACUACCAUCCUCUUCGUCUGGCUCGUUAUUGUCACCACCAUCGUCUUCCUCCGACUCCUUAUCCCCACCCACAUCACCAUCCUCUUCCUCCGACUCCUUAUCCCCACCCACAUCACCAUCCUCUUCUUCCGACUCGCUAUUUUCACUACCAUCACCAUCAUCUUGGACCGCCGGAUUGUCACUUCCGGGAAUACUCAACCUAAGAAUUUUCACCUCCUCUUCUAGAAGACCUAGCUGCGUAGACAAUGAAGUGACUUUUUCCUUCACUCCCUUCAUAGCAUCUCGAACUGCAUCUCGGACUGCAUUCAUAAGCCGACCUUCCAUCGCUUUUAAAGCCUCAGCUCCAAGAGUAGCUCCAGUAGCCUCCACCGAAUCUGCAUGAGCCUGACCAGAUUGUGCAUUAUUCGAUGGUCCUCCGAUAGGAUUGGUGGGACCUUCAAUCUGACCUGUGCGAGACUCAAAAUCCAUGCGGAACUGUUCUUCAAAGAAAACUUGUUUCUUCCCUUUCCGUAUUAUCUUCGUCCAACGAUCAACUGCUGCAUCAUCGGCGUCAUCGGCCCAACAACUCUCCUUGUCCAUUCCUAUGGUUUCCAGAAGUUCCUCCUCAGCUGCUGUUGCUACCAAGAUACUCUCAAUAUCCUGUGGUAAAAACACAAAAAAGACUAAUUACCUUAGUUUCACCAAGUUUUCAUAAGUCUCAUAAGUCCCUUCUCCUCAAUUCGACUACACAUAAAAUAUCAAUUACCUUUGUAUUAUUACCAAGUUUAUCGUUCACAGCUUUCAGACUGAAUUCCUUGGUUCCACUUUUCCGUUUGUACUGCAUCUUGCACAUCCGCGGGCAAACCACUGCUUGCACCAUUCACAUCUUCUCGGAAAUGGUUCCUCAAGCAUGGAAUUGCCUCAAAGGCCAACAACUACCAACACACAACAAAAAGACAUUAACAUCAAUUAAACAACUAUGUUGAAGAGAGCUUGAGAAUAUCUCCAGAGGGAUAGGAAAGCUUGUAAAAACUCAACUCGUCGCCGCAACCCCGUCGCAUUUCUCCAAAAAGCUAGAGACAUCCUUCAAGUUAUGUUCGAAUGCAUACCGCCCCCAAGGAAACGUUACACACGCAUCUAGGUCAUCAACAACACUCAGGAAGAAACUGUCCACAGGUGAUGCUCCCUCACCACUCUUUCGGCCUCCGACAAGGAUGCUAGCUAAGAAGAACAGAACUGUCAUCUUCUUACGAUCCUCAGAUGGCUUUGAUUUCAUUGCCAACAGCUGCUUCUCCAGGUCAGCGUAUGUUACCCUUCUCCCUCCAAAAUACUUGCUCAUGAAUGUUGUACCACCCAACCUCUCAUGGUUGGGGGGAUACUCAUGGCAGUAUAGACCAGAAAUGAGUCCUAAUUCUCUAAGAGAAUAUCGGAUUGGGACGCCAUUAACAACAAACCAUAACUCAUGCUUCUUCGCAACACAAGCUGAUCGCAAAACGAGAACCCACAUUCCCAUCCACUUCUGCUUUCGGUUUUUAAUAUGGAAGAAAUGUUGGAAUUGUGGGUGCUCUAUGAACCAUUCCACCUUCUUCUCUUUCAGGAUCGUUUGAAUAGUUCUUAUCGCCGUGUCAAUGUAACACUUUCCUGAAAGCUUUAAAGACUUUUGAUAUUGGCUUGAAGGAAAGUGCAACGUCAGCGGUAGCAUGCCCUCUUCUUCGUCAUCUACAACCUGCACUCAAGUGAGAACCGGAUCACGUACGACAUCUUACAACCAUCAACAUAUAGUUUCACAAACUUUGACUUAGUUCAGCAAUCACUAACUCUAAAUUCCACUUAGUUUUCCACACUUAUCUAAUCUUUCAAAUCAUCUACGUAAAAGUUUUCAAUUUCAAUACUUACCGAAUCUGCAUGCGACUCAGUUUCAUGUUGUCGUCCAAAUGGAAUUAUCGCCCUUUCAUCAGCUUCUUCGUCGUUUCUUCGGGGCUCUAUUUCGUCUCCGACUUCCUUCUCUUUUUCUCCUUCGUCUCCGACUUCCUUCUCUUUUUCUCCUUCGUCUCCGCCUUCCUUCUCUUUUUCUCCUUCGUCUACUUUUCUUGAUUCCUCCCCUUCAUUUUUCUUACUUGAUUCUUCCUCUUCACCUUUUCCACUUGCAUUUUCUUCGCUUUCAUUUGCAUCUCGGGGACUUUGGUCGGUUCCUGGGGCGACAAAUUUGUCGAUAAUCCUUGGGUUUGCUUCAUCUCCGGAGAAUGAACCCAUUGCCAUUUCAUCUCCUACUACACUACUCGAGCCGUCUUCUUUUGCCUUCGUAUCGUCUCGAUUCAUCAUGAUUUGGGUUUUUGAUUGUCGAUUGAGGAUUCGAAUUGAGUAGGGUUUUCAGAGAACUCGAAAUUAAAUUCUACAGCUAUUCACUUAGUGGAGUACUUAGUGAGAGGAGGGGAAACGUUUUCGGGAAUUCAAUUUCUGGAAGUGGAUAUCCGAUUUGUUUGGGUCGGUUCUGGGUCCGGGUUUGGAUAGUCCUAGGUAGAGUUGUAAUUAUGGAAGUUUCUCUUAGUUUCGUUGUCUUUUAAUAAAUUUUCUGAUUUAAUUAAAGAUAUAUUAAAUUCCAAAUCCGGUCAGUUUCGGGCAGGAGUAUCUCAGCUCUUUUUUUUCCGGGCAGGAGUACCUGCGCGUUUGAUUCGAAGCCUUGAAUCAAGGCUUCCAUUCGUGAUUUCUGAAAAAGUAGUUAAAGAUAAAAAAAACUAUCAUCAUUUUUCAAGGAUGAAUUAGUGACGUUGGAGUGACUUGUGAUGGAGAUUUUGUAUUCAUGGCUCGUCGGUUUAUACUUUCCGCCAGAAGGAGUUACAAAGAAGUUCUCAAUGAACCUCCAUUGCCCAACCUGAAGCUUCUUAAAACGAGGAAAGAAGAUUCUCUUAUAGGUAGUGAUCGCAGAAGACAAAAAACAACAAUUUAUAUAAGCAUGAUCGUCAAUCAGAGUUAUGGUAUUAUAGGACUUGUAUACUAACAUGAUCGUCAAUGCUGUUAUGGUAUUAUGGGGCUUGUAGUAUAAGAAGAGAGGAUCAUGUAUAGUAUCAUGAAGAUAACGUACCGGUUAUUAUAAUAGUAGACAACGUGCCGGUUUAGGUAGUUUAAUGAACCAAAGAUGAUCGAUGAUAAUAUUAUUACUAUGUUGGUUUAAAUUAAGUUGUAAGUUAAGUUGAUAUAUCCAAGGAACCAAACACAUUUACA